AUGCUAGACAAGUUCCCCGCCACGGUUGACCCGACAGUGUGGUGGCCACAAGGACCGCAACAGAAAGGACUCGAUGGUAGUAACAGAGGAAGGAAGGGAAGCAAUGGAUGGAAUGCAAAGCUGGAGGAGGAAAUGAGACAGAAAGCUUUGAAGAGGAAGGACUACACAGAAGAGUAUGUGAGGCUGAGCAGGACCAAUGCUCUGGCAGCCAUAGUGAACACAAUGGAGUAUGGUGGGCAAGUAGGGAUGGUAUUUGAGAUGUGUAGGAGCAAUACUGGAUUCUUUCGGCUCAUGGAGGAGUCCUUUGGGUCCAUGUUGAUGGAAAGGGAGGUGGAGAAGAGAGAGAAUGGGGAGUUGAUUGAAAUGAAGGAAGCUCUACAACUAGGAAGGAGCUUGUCAGAGCUCAGGGAUCUUGCAGCUUCUUCUUCUUCUUCUUCUUCUUCCAAAAGCUAUGGAGAGACCACAGAAGAAUUUGCCAGCAAGCUCUUCUGA
Molecule: messenger RNA, 492 nt
Organism: Macadamia integrifolia
Lineage: Eukaryota; Viridiplantae; Streptophyta; Magnoliopsida; Proteales; Proteaceae
Product: probable F-box protein At4g22030
Exons: 2
Coding region: 1-492 (163 amino acids)
Source: RefSeq, a predicted model, not a curated record